Molecule: messenger RNA, 1219 nt
Organism: Aspergillus homomorphus CBS 101889
Lineage: Eukaryota; Fungi; Ascomycota; Eurotiomycetes; Eurotiales; Aspergillaceae
Product: glycosyltransferase family 8 protein
Exons: 3
Coding region: 145-1107 (320 amino acids)
Molecular function (GO): glycosyltransferase activity
Source: RefSeq, a predicted model, not a curated record
GUAUUCUAUUAUUGCCUUUUGGUAUUUUUUUUUUCUCUUCCCCUCGUUCUUCUACCCUCGCUAUCCUUGUUUCUUUUCCCUCUUGCAUUCUUUUGUUCGAGCUCGCUCCAAACUCUGUCCCCGUCAGUCCGCCGUCUCUCAACCAUGACUGCCAACAAUGGUCUUCCCCGCAUAACCGAUGCCACUAAAGUGUGGACCACACUUAUUACAAAUACCACAUAUCUUCCCGGUCUACUGACGCUGGAGUAUUCACUCCGUAAGGUGGGCUCCAAGUAUCCACUGGUUGUGCUCUACACAGACUCGUUCCCCGAGGAGGGUCAUGCCGCACUCGAUGCCCGCGGCAUCUUGAAGCAACAGGUUCCCUAUCUGCUGCCCUCCGUCCCCAAGGAAUAUGCCAAUGAUGUGCGCUUCUACGACUGCUGGAGCAAGCUCACCCCCUUCUCGCUUGUCGAGUAUGAGCGGGUGGUCCAACUCGACAGUGACAUGCUGGUCCGCCAGAACAUGGACGAGCUGAUGGAUCUCGAAUUGGAUCCUCCGGCUAUGGCCGGCACGGGGUCACGCGUCUUCGCUGCCAGCCACGCCUGUGUCUGCAAUCCGCUUCAGAAACCUCACUACCCGCAGGACUGGGUGCCGUCCAACUGCGCCUUCACUUCCCAACAUUCAUCCCCGGAAGCCGCCCAGACCGAAGGGGCACUACCCACGACCGGCCUGGGGAUGCCGAACGGCGGCCUACAGGUGGUCAGUCCGUCCCAGGCCAUCUAUGAUAAGAUCCUUGAGCAGUUGUCUUCCUCUGUCACCUCGAAUUACGAAUUCGCCGACCAGUCUCUCCUCUCGGACGUAUUUCAUGGUCGCUGGGUGGCGCUUCCGUAUGUGUACAAUGCGUUGAAGACGCUACGAUGGGAGGGAGUGCACGAUGCGAUCUGGCGGGAUGACCGCGUGAAGAAUGUGCAUUACAUCCUCAGUCCCAAGCCGUGGGACGAGCCCGAAGAGAUCCGGAAAAGUCUGGUGCCGCGGGCCAGCCGAGAUCUCUCGCACGCUUGGUGGUGGGAGUUGACGGAGGAACGACUGAGGGAGGAAAGAGAAAAAGGGGUCAAAGACCAAUUUUAGACGCUUUCGCAUGAAGACAUCUUGAAGGGGAGUCCAAAGCACCUGUCAUAUUGAGCGCAGCCAUGCUCUGGGGUUACCCCUUGAUGGUGGGAGGAGGCUAUACCUUGAGGCU